ACUUUUGUCAUUCGAUUCAUAAAUCUGCGUGUUUAUAUUGCCAUUUAGUUUUGCUUGUUGUAAAAUCGUUUAUCGUUUGAUUUGCAUUUUGCAAUUGAAUUCUACUCACACUCGAAAUGGAAAAACCACAGAAAAUGCCCAAGGUGGCGAAGGUAAAAAACAAAGCUCCGGCGGAGAUUCAGAUCACCGCUGAACAGCUGCUGCGAGAGGCUAAAGAGCGCGAUUUGGAAAUCCUGCCACCGCCUCCCAAACAAAAAAUCUCCGAUGCCGCCGAAUUGGCCGAUUAUCAACAGAGAAAGCGCAAAACGUUCGAGGACAAUUUACGCAAAAAUCGAAUGGUCGUGAGCAACUGGAUCAAGUACGCCCAGUGGGAAGAGUCGCAGAAGGAAAUCCAACGAGCGCGUUCCAUCUGGGAGCGGGCGAUCGACAAUGAUCACCGUAACAUUACCAUUUGGCUGAAAUAUGCCGAGAUGGAGAUGAAAAAUCGCCAGGUGAAUCAUGCGCGCAAUUUAUGGGAUCGUGCCGUUACGGUACUGCCCCGGGUUAAUCAGUUCUGGUACAAGUACACCUACAUGGAGGAAAUGCUGGAAAAUGUUGCUGGUGCGAGGCAAGUAUUUGAACGGUGGAUGGAAUGGCAACCGGAGGAGCAAGCCUGGCAGACUUACAUUAAUUUUGAACUACGCUACAAGGAGAUCGACCGAGCGAGACAGAUUUAUGAACGCUUCGUGAUGGUACAUCCAGAAAUCAAGAAUUGGAUCAAGUUUGCGCGUUUCGAAGAGGCGCAUGGCUUUAUUCAUGGUGCUCGGUCGGUUUACGAGCGUGCCAUCGAGUUUUUUGGCGAUGAUAACACCGAUGAACGGUUGUUUAUUGCAUUUGCACGGUUCGAGGAAGGUCAAAAAGAACACGACCGAGUGAGAGUUAUUUACAAAUACGCGCUGGAACACUUGCCGAAGGAUCGAACCGGAGAGCUGUACAAGGCGUAUACAAUUCAUGAGAAGAAGUACGGAGAUCGGUCGGGAAUUGAAGAUGUGAUUGUUUCGAAAAGAAAAUUCCAAUACGAGCAGGAAGUCGCCGAAAAUCCAACAAACUACGAUGCUUGGUUCGAUUAUUUGAGAUUGGUUGAAAACGAAGCUAAUGUGGAAUUGAUACGAGAGACGUACGAAAGAGCUAUCGCAAAUGUUCCUCCUGCGAAGGAUAAGAACCUUUGGCGUAGAUAUAUUUAUUUGUGGAUUAACUAUGCCUUGUAUGAAGAACUGGAAACAGAGGAUUUGGAACGAACGCGUCAAAUAUACAAAACAUGUCUUGAGUUGAUUCCUCACAAAGUUUUCACCUUCAGCAAAAUAUGGUUACUCUAUGCUCAAUUCGAAAUUCGAUGUAAAAACCUGCAGGUGGCACGAAAAACGCUAGGCAUGGCCAUUGGUAUGUGUCCGCGGGAUAAACUUUUCCGUGGUUAUAUCGAUUUGGAGAUUCAACUACGAGAAUUUGAUCGGUGUCGAAUUCUGUAUGAAAAGUUCCUUGAAUUCGCUCCGGAAAACUGCAUCACGUGGAUGAAGUUUGCAGAAUUGGAAUCUCUGCUCGGAGAUAUCGAUAGAGCACGAGCCAUUUAUGAGUUGGCUAUCCAGCAGCCUCGUCUUGACAUGCCAGAACUACUGUGGAAAAGUUAUAUUGACUUCGAGGUGCAGCAAAGUGAGUUUGAACUAGGUCGGCAACUCUACGAGCGGUUACUGGAACGAACAACCCACGUGAAGGUUUGGAUUUCUUACGCCAAGUUCGAAAUGGCUGCCGAAAUUGAGGACAACAUCAAUGUUCAACUGUCUCGUCGGGUCUAUGAACGUGCAAAUGACAGCUUGAAAAAUGUCGCCGAGAAGGAAUCCCGUGUGCUAGUAUUAGAGGCUUGGCGAGAUUUUGAAAAAGAACAUGGUGACGCAGACAGUUUGCGAAAGGUGAUGUUGAAAAUGCCACGCAAGGUCAAAAAACGACAGAAGAUUGUGUCCGAAAGCGGAGUGGAAGAAGGCUGGGAAGAGGUGUUUGAUUUCAUCUUUCCCGAGGACGAAAUGGCACGACCAAAUCUUAAACUGCUUGCGGCAGCUAAGAAUUGGAAAAAGCAAAAAGAUGUCCCAUCAGCCGUUCCAACCCCUCUAAGUUCUACUGCUGAAAUUAACCCUGUAACUUCAAGCCCCGACAAAGACACAGCCAAACAACCAGAAGAGAGUUAAGGUAAAUUUGGAAACAUUAACGAGUAGCUAAAAUUUAGGUUACAAAAUAAACUGCUCGAUUUCUUGAUCAA
Molecule: messenger RNA, 2287 nt
Organism: Wyeomyia smithii (pitcher-plant mosquito)
Lineage: Eukaryota; Metazoa; Arthropoda; Insecta; Diptera; Culicidae
Gene: crn
Product: protein crooked neck
Exons: 2
Coding region: 117-2216 (699 amino acids)
Biological process (GO): mRNA splicing, via spliceosome; spliceosomal complex assembly
Cellular component (GO): U2-type catalytic step 2 spliceosome; post-mRNA release spliceosomal complex; Prp19 complex
Molecular function (GO): protein binding
Source: RefSeq, a predicted model, not a curated record